CUUAUAAAUGUCAUUUGGAUGAUCCAAGUCAUAUCAAGGCAGCUAGUUACUGCAAUACGUGCUCAGAAUCUUCAAUUUCCUACAGUUGUGAACCAAGCAUUCACUCCCCUGAGCUUGUUGAAGAGACCAUUAAACAAA
Molecule: messenger RNA, 138 nt
Organism: Racocetra persica
Lineage: Eukaryota; Fungi; Glomeromycota; Glomeromycetes; Diversisporales; Gigasporaceae
Source: the annotation of a GenBank genome assembly